GCAGCUUCUGGAAUGGCUGUGGAUGAUGCAUGUAAGUUGAAGUUCUUGGAGCUAAAAGCAAAGAGGAACCACCGAUACAUUAUUUUCAAGAUCGAAGAGCAGCAAGUGAUCGUUGACAAGGUUGGAAGUCCUGACGCGAGCUAUGAAGAGUUCACAAACUCUCUUCCUAGCAAUGAAUGUCGCUAUGCUGUCUUUGACUUUGACUUUACAACUGAUGAGAAUUGUCAGAAAAGCAAGAUUUUCUUCAUUGCUUGGGCACCAGAUACAUCAAAGGUGAGAGCAAAGAUGGUGUAUGCAAGCUCUAAGGACAGAUUCAAGAGAGAAUUGGACGGAAUCCAAGUCGAGUUGCAAGCCACGGACCCAAGUGAAAUGAGCUUCGACAUCGUAAAAUCACGAGCAAUCUAAUCGAGUUGCAAGCUACGAACCACUGCACAAUGUUGUUAUUAAUGCCUUUUCUUUUACGGCCAGUCUUCUUUGUUUCUUUAUUUAUUUCGCUCAUUACACUGAUU
Messenger RNA from Helianthus annuus (common sunflower), 509 nucleotides. RefSeq names its product actin-depolymerizing factor 7. The transcript has 2 exons. The record is from RefSeq and is a predicted model, not a curated record. Lineage: Eukaryota; Viridiplantae; Streptophyta; Magnoliopsida; Asterales; Asteraceae. Gene Ontology annotation, biological process: actin filament depolymerization. Gene Ontology annotation, cellular component: cytoplasm; actin cytoskeleton. The coding region runs from base 13 to 405 and encodes 130 amino acids. Gene Ontology annotation, molecular function: actin filament binding.